This is a messenger RNA of Manihot esculenta (cassava), 1721 nucleotides long. Its product is annotated as putative F-box protein At1g49610. The record is from RefSeq and is a predicted model, not a curated record. Gene Ontology annotation, molecular function: protein binding. The coding region runs from base 125 to 1699 and encodes 524 amino acids. The transcript is spliced from 3 exons. Lineage: Eukaryota; Viridiplantae; Streptophyta; Magnoliopsida; Malpighiales; Euphorbiaceae.
UUGAUUAAAUCCCUAAGGCGGCGUGACUUAAUACAGUCGGAUACAACUUCCUUGUGAAUUAGGAUCUAUAUAUACAGCGUCGCCGGAGCCACAGUCACAGACUUGAAUAUCUCUUCGGCAAAUAAUGGAUUCAAGAACCGGCGAGAACCAGGAGAGGAGCAAAUACGAUUCCGCCAUUGAUCUUUUUUCUCUGUUGCAUGAAGACCUUGUGCUUGAUAUCUUAUCAUAUUUACCACCGAGGGAUGUGGCUCGUUCCUCUGUUUUAUCCAAGUCAUGGCACCACGUCUGGAAUUCCAUCCCAACAGAAAAUUUCCAUUUCUUCUACGACGGACGUCGAGAUUCCAAUGCUAUUAACAACUUCAUCAAUUCCGUCGAUGAUUCUUUGCAAGAAUUCCGGGGCCGCCAGAUUACAAAAAUCAAAUCAUUCUCCUUGUGUUUACCCAUUCCUUACGCAGAAGAGUUUCCUUGCCUAGAUGAUUGGAUUGGAUUAGUCACCCACCACUGCAUUGAAGAGCUACAAAUUUGCAUUGACUUUGCCAUGAUCAAGUUUCCUCGGGCCAUUUUUCAGGCAAAAUCUUUGUCUGUAUUGAGAUUACAAGGUUUCACUAUGAGGGGCACCGUGUUGGGAGGUGAUAUUACGCUUCCUUGCCUGAAAAUUCUGUCUCUAUCCGGUGUUUAUAAUAGUGAUUUGAUGACAGAAAAGUUCCUGUCGUCUUGCCCUUCGCUUGAGCAAUUUUCUAUCUUAGCAUCAGAUUUGAAGAAUCUUCAUAUUUCAAAUCUCCCCAAGCUCAAGAAGGUAGAAGCAGAAGUCUCCCAUAAAAUCCAUAUUGAAGGAUUGAAUAUUCAAAUCCUUCGUUGUACAAUAUUUCGAAGCAGUGGAUUAGAGCUGGAAGAACUUCACUGUAAUAAUCUGAAGGAGUUGAGCGUACAUGCCGACAUUACCAACUACUGGAUUCAGCAACUUUUUGAGAAAUUCCAUCUUCUGGAGAUUUUGCACUUGAAAUCUUUUCAACUCUGCCAAAGGGUUUUUAUUUCAAGCCAUAAGCUUAAGAGAUUAAGCUUAGAUUUGAACACACGUCCAGAGGUGCUUGAUAUUAAUGCUCCAAAUCUCAAGUCAUUAACUUACAGAGGCGAAACUCUCCCUUGUCUCUGUCGUAUGAAUACAUCAAGUCCACAAAUUGCCAAAAUGGGAAUAGAUGCCACUAAGGAAUUUAUUGGGCGGGCGUGGUUUCUUAGGUUGAAGAAUUAUCUGGGAGUGUUCCACAAUCAUGAACUCUUGGCUCUAAGUGUUUAUUCUAAUGAGAUUUCAUUCAAUCCGACGGAGUGGACAGACAAAUAUAGACCUCAACCAUGCAGGCUCGAACGUAUGGAGAUUAUUCAUGUUAAAUCUGCAAUUAUCAGCAACUAUUCAGCUCUUUUGGAUGGCCUGCUUUGUUGUGCUCCUCCAAGAAUUUUACAGUUUAAAUAUUUACCCAAGCACAACAGUGAGCUCAUAAAGUUCUUUUAUGAGACUUUGACCACCAACAUGGAAGAACAUCAACAGUGUCCAUUUAAUUGCAAACUAUGGUGUUGGAGGCACAUCUUGAAAGAUGUUAAGAUCAAGAUUCAGAAGCAUAAUGGUGUUGAGCAGAAAGGAGAAUUUGUGUCUCUGCAAAAUCUUGAAUGUGGGGAUCUUGUUAUUUUUGAAUUUACAUGGUGAACAGAAUAUCUACUAGUUGAUU